GAGAAGAGAAAGGGUCCCAUGAUCUCUGCCGGUGAUGCUGAGUUCCCUCGGGACUACCACACCCUCGCCGGGAGCCGUGGGGCCCGGCGCUUCCCAGUCGACUCCAAUGGGGGGUUCACGUCGUCCUCGCUGGACCGACGCCACAACUCGGUGGCCGCCAAGAGCCUGGAGGCGCUGAACAGCAUCCACAAGGCGGACAUCGAGCGGCAGCGGGACGCCCUGGUGGACCUGCAGAAGAACAAGUUCUCCCACAGCCCGGGCAGCAUGUCGCAGGGCUCGCCCUCCGCUGGACGACAGCAACAGCCAAACUACUGGAGCUUCAAGACUCGAACGCCCCGUGUGACGCGCCUCAGCCCGACUCAGCCGGCGCUCGCUGACCAGGCCAACCGGGUUUCCUUCGCCUCGGCCGAACAUCUGGAAACCAUGUCGGAGCCGGACGUCCCCAUCGGCUUCAACCGCAUGAACCGGCUGCGUCAGAGCCUCCCGCUGGCUCGCUCGUCCAGCCAGGCCAAGCUGCGGGCGCCAGGGAUCUUGUUCCUCCAGCUCGGGGAGGAGACUCGUCGGGUCCAUCUGACCCACGAGCUGACGAGCCUGGAGACUCUGAGGGCGCUCAUCGUGCACAUGUUCCCCCAGAGGCUCACCAUGGCCAUGCUCAGGUCUCCCAGCACGGCGCUGCUGAUCAAAGACGAGACCCGGAACAUCUUCUACGAGCUGGAGGACCCGCGGGACGUCCAGGACCGCUGCGUCAUCAAGAUCUACUGCAAGGAGCCGGUGUACGGCAGCUACCCGGGCCAGCACCCCCCCCACCUGGCCAACGGAGACCUGCGGAGGGAGAUGGUUUACGCACCUCAGGAUUCUCCACCCAACCGUCGCCUCGGCAACCAGCCGCUGUCCUCCCAGCACUCGCCCGCCUCCGCCUCCCCCCCCCAGGGCUCGCCGUCCCGGGCCCGCCUCCUCUACAGCGGCGGCGGCCGGCCUUCGUCCUACGCUGGUCCCGCCCACCACACCCACUCCCUGCCACACCCCCACUCCCAGUCCCACCACUCCUCCCCCCACCAGCAGCACCACCAGCAGCAGCAGCACCAGCAGCUCCACCAGUACCCCCAGAACCCCCCCCACCACCCCCAGCAGGCCUUCUGCGCCUCCUCCUCCAGCGCCAUCCUGGAGCGCCGGGACGUGAAGCCGGACGACGAAGUGGGCGGGUCCAGGACCAUGGUGCUGCUGCGGGGGGACGACCGUGGUGGGGGGGGGAUCUACGCCGACCCCUACUCUCUGGGUCCGGAGGCGAGUCGGCUCAGUCUCGCCGGGGGUCCUCACUCGCCCCUCCCGGCCCGGGCCGACCCGUACGGCUCCUUGUACCGCCGUGGAGGAGGCGGCGGUGGCGGGGGGGCGGGGUCAGUGCGUUCUCUCACCUCCUAUUCAGCCGCCGCUCUCCAGGGGGAGCUGAUGGAGAGUGGCGUCCUCUACAGGCCGGGGGGGCCGCUCUACAACGACGCCUACGCCGCGUCCGUGCUGGCCAUGGGGCUGCGGGUGCCCCCCCCCUCCUCGCCACAGAAGACCCCCGACAUGAGGGACCCCUACGGCGGCACGCUGCCGGGCCGCGGCUCCCCCGGCCGGCAGAGCCUGAGGCGGGACUCGGUGGCGUCCUCUGUGUUCGGGGACAGUCCCAAGGCCCGGGGGGGGGGCGGGGCCUCGGGUCUGACCUCCGAGCAGCUCUGCCUGAUGGCCGGGCCCGGUGGCGAGGGGGGGGGCGCCGGGGGCUUCGGCUCGCCGCUGCUGGGGAACGAGACGGAGACCAGGGAGCGAAUGGAAGCCAUGGAGAAGCAGAUCGCCAGCCUGACCGGGCUGCUGCAGAGAGUCCUGAGCCGGGCGCCGGAGGCCGAGAGCCCGGAGAAGAUGGAGUCGGCCAGCGACUGCUCGGGAACUGACACCGGACGAACUAAAAAAAAGAAAGCUCCGCCUCCUUCUGCUCCUCUGGCCCUGAUGCCUCCUCCUCCCUCGUCCGGCGCCCACCAGCCGGUGCCGGUGUCUCGUCUCCAGAUGCAGCUCCACCUGCAGGGCCUGCAGCAGAACACCAACGCUCUGCGCAGACAGCUGUCGCAGCUGCGCAACAUGCAGCUGGAGAACCAGGACUCGGUCCUGACGCUGCUGAGGCAGACGGAGGCGGAGCUGAGCCUCAUGAUGCUGGACGCCAUGCGCACUCAGGAGGACCCGCUCCAGAGACAGCGCCUCCUGGUGGAGGAGGAGAGACUCAAGUACCUGAACCAGGAGGAGCUGCUCAUCCAGCAGCUGCACGACCUGGAGAAAUCUGUGGAGGAGCUGCAGAGGAACUCGUCCAUCAACCACGGCCUGGUGACGGAGCAGGACGUGGAGCAGAAGAGCAAAGAGCUGAGGAUUCUGGGAGAAACCAUCAGUGAUCUGAAGAACCAGUUCCCCAGCCUGCAGAGUAAGAUGCGGGUGGUGCUGAGGGUGGAGGUGGAGGCGGUGAAGUUCCUGAAGGAGGAGCCUCACCGGCUGGACGCGCUGCUGAAGCGCUGCGGCGCCAUGACGGACGCGCUCAGCUCGCUGCGCAGACAAGUCACCGAGGGCGUGUGGCAGAACGCCGACGACCUCCCCGGCCACGGCAAGCGAGCGGAGGAGCUGGACAUCCUGAACAGCCCCCCCCUCAGCCUCAGCGACGGCCUGGCCAACUGGAUGCCGGCGCCCGACCCGGACGCCGCGGGCCACGAGCAGGACGCCCAGCCCGCCAUGAGCUUCAGGAGCCGAGUCCUGGACGACCUGCCGACAAGGCGUCCUGGGGACAAGUCCGUGUCCGCUGAAGUCCGACUGGCGGCCGAGCGCGACUGGGAGGAGAAGCGAGCCAGCUUGACCCAGUUCAGCGCCCAGGACAUAAACCGGCUGCUGGAGGAGACGCAGGCCGAGCUGAUGAAGGCCAUCCCCGACCUCGACUUCGCUGCCAAGCACAUCCACAAGCCGGCCGUGCCCCCCAAGCCCCAGAUCACCAACCCAAUCACAUCCACCACGGCUGCUUCAGCUGCGGCCGCUUCCGCCGGCGCCACGGCCACGCCCACGGCGACCACGACGCCCGGCGGCGACCAGCAGCCCGGCAAAGUGCAGCUGGCGGCCCAGAAGCUGAACAGCAUGGAGGGGGGCGGUUCUCAUCGGGGGUCCGUCGACCUCAACGCCGCUCGGUACCGAACGGAGAAAUCCUCCAAGUCUCCGCCGCCGCCGCCCCCCCGACGCAGCUUCCCCUCAGCACACGGCCUCACCACCACCCGCACCGGGGAGGUCAUCGUCACCGCCAAGAACCUGAGGAUGGAGGACGACGGCGACAUCGCCAAAACUCUGGUGAAGCUGAGGCGGACGCCGUCGGACACGCCCCGCCCGGCGUCCACGCCCCCUGUGAUCGCGGCGUCUGGGAUUCAGGACGAGGACGACGAGGAGCGGAUCAUCGCCGAGCUGGAGAACAGCAGCAGCUCCCCGGGGCCGACGAAGGGCUUCACCGUGGCCGCCCGGCUCAAGCACCUCCAGCAGGGCAGCCUGGAGCGGCCCAAAGCCCGCAAGCAGAAAGAGGAUUUCCCCAAAGUCCAGGGCCAGCAGCAGGUAUUCCACUUCUAA
Messenger RNA from Limanda limanda (common dab), 3618 nucleotides. RefSeq names its product SRC kinase signaling inhibitor 1b (gene srcin1b). The transcript has 18 exons. Gene Ontology annotation, cellular component: postsynaptic density; actin cytoskeleton; cytoplasm. The coding region runs from base 19 to 3618 and encodes 1199 amino acids. Lineage: Eukaryota; Metazoa; Chordata; Actinopteri; Pleuronectiformes; Pleuronectidae. Gene Ontology annotation, biological process: regulation of dendritic spine morphogenesis. The record is from RefSeq and is a predicted model, not a curated record.